Messenger RNA from Magallana angulata, 923 nucleotides. RefSeq lists its product as uncharacterized. The transcript has a single exon. The annotation marks the transcript as partial. NCBI's taxonomy places the organism in Eukaryota, Metazoa, Mollusca, Bivalvia, Ostreida, Ostreidae. The record is from RefSeq and is a predicted model, not a curated record.
UUUUUCGUCAAGCUUUUCAAGAAUUGGAGCCUCGGCCUUCAGGGAACAACACCUUACCUGAUCACUCCAUUGACCUAAUUGAACCAGGGGAUCCCAAUGAUGAGCAUCCCAUUGAACCCACUGCAUCAACAAAUGCAAUACCAGAGACCCAAUCAAAAAAAUGCCAGGCCACACUUCAAGUUCCACAGAGGACAAGGCGGAUCCAAGUGUCAUUGGAUAAGAAAAACAUGGUGUCCACAAGUACUCAGUGCUCAAGCCUGACUGACAACAUUCCACUUAGAGUAGCUGCUGGUCUGACCCCUGUCCUUCAGCAGCAUGCAGUUGAGAAUGUGGAGGACAAUGAUGAUGAUAGUGACAUUGAGGGUGGUGACAUUGAGGGUAGUGAUGAGGACCCUGACUUUGACCUAGAUAGUGAAUAUCCAGAGAGUGAUAGCAGUGAUGAAGAGGAUGAAGAAUUCCAGCUGAGCACUGAUAUAACACCGGAAGAAGAGAGACAGUUUUUAGUGUCUGAGGUAAAGUUAGCCAAACUUUUGCAAAACUGUAGAGUUUGCGGUAGUACAUGUCACACAGUAGUGAAUGGUGUUUGUGGAACCAUGAUUUCAACAUCCUCUGUGUGCCCUAAUGGACACUCCAGUACUUGGGAAAGCCAAAGAUGCCAUCAUGGAAUGCCAUGGGCAAAUUUGUUGGUUGCCGGUGCUAUUGUGUUUAGUGGAGCGAAUGCCUCAAAAAGCCUCAGACUCUUUCGACAUCUGAACCUGCAGAUGAUGUCCAUGUCCACAUUCAGCAGACUGCAGGCAUCUUAUGUUGUACCUGCCUCCAUUUUCACAUGGGACUUCCAUCAACAGACCCUUCUUGCGGAGUACCAGGGAAGAUCUUUGACCCUUGGUGGAGACGAACGGUGUGAUUCUCCUGGAUUCUCAGCG